Messenger RNA from Alosa sapidissima (American shad), 1489 nucleotides. RefSeq lists its product as uncharacterized. The record is from RefSeq and is a predicted model, not a curated record. Bases 500 to 1423 code for a protein of 307 amino acids. The transcript is spliced from 8 exons. Lineage: Eukaryota; Metazoa; Chordata; Actinopteri; Clupeiformes; Clupeidae.
UGCUCACAUAAAACUUCUUCAGUUUUCUAAGGAUGUAAAGUCUUUGUUGUGCCUUCUUGAUUAGUGGUGUGAGUGGUGUUUAUUUCCCCAUUUCAAAAUGCAGAUAUAUGAGCCAAGAAAUUGCGCUAAUCACAGGCUGAUCACAUAUAUUAACUGGAGCAUUUAGUCCUUAAAAUCCACUGCUAUUUUUGAGGCGUUUAAAGUUCUCUUCUGAUUGAUCAUACUGGUCCUGCAAACUUUUUUUGUAUUUUAUUCUAGCACAAAUAGUGUUUUCAUUAUAGGAAACUUAAUAAGAAUGUGCUACCUCAACAUUGCACUGUAAAAAAAUACAGCAUUUUUAAAUCUUUCAUAGCAUCACCUCAUGAUGCAUUUGUUUUUAGAACCGUAUGAUGUCACAAAGCUAUGUAGAUAGAGAUUUUUUCUGAUGAUUCAGUCAGUAGCACUGACCAUGACAAAAAAUUACUUACAGACUGGAUCAUUUAACACACAUUAAAGCCAGAUGGACCAUAGAAGAUGGGCAUCGGCACUCUCACAAGCUCAUGCCUUUGUGAGGAAACAGCUUUGCACACAUAGUUUCUCUGUCUCCUUGUUUCUGGAUGAGCUAGCAAAUGUACCACAAGUCACUGGAUGGCUUUUUUGUAAGGUUCGCUUGCUUGACGGCAGCUUUAAGGAGGUGACAGAGAGUAAUGAAGUGUUUAACAACACUGUUCGAUGGAGGAAGGAGAUUGUGUUUGAAUGUGGAGCUACUGUCAACGUAUCAACGGGGGUCCUCGGCAACUGCAUAUGUAGAGUUUCAGUCCGUAAGGACAGAAAAGGAGGAAGAUCUUACAAGAAGGUUGGCUAUGUAGACUUAAAUCUUGUUGAGGUUAUUGGCUGUGGUUAUGUGACUCGAGACUGCCUCCUGGAGGGAUACAUGAGCAAGCACAGCAAGUUAGACAACUCAUUUCUUAAGAUCGGAUUGCAGCUGCAACUUCUUCAGGGAGAUCCCUGUUUCAGAGUACUUGCACAACCCCCAGUCCCCACGUUCCCCACAUUCCCCACCCUCACCACAGCCAUACUGAGAGAGGGAUCAGUGUCUCGACUGGAGAGUGAACCCAGGGCUUCAGUUGAGGUCCUGAGAGAUCAGGUAGAGGUCAGUAGAGGGCAAGUAGACGAGGCCUUGGGUCAGAAACUAGAGGAGCAGGAGAGGGCCCUGGUGGCAGAGCACCUUACUCGUCUAGACCAAACCCACGUGGAUGCCUGGGAGGUGGUGGAGCAGCUGUGCCAUGAGCUGCUUGGAUCUGACUUAGAACUCUCCAAAUCUAUUGAGGAUGCAGGACUAGCACUUUAUGUCAGUGAAGAUGGCUCUACAACUCUGGGUGUUUCUCCUCAAGAGAACAGGGACUCCGAUAAUGUAAUGGAAAAUGUCAUCAUUAUGAAAUAAAAACUCCAAGCAUGGCUGAUGUAGUAGCCUACCCUAAAUAAUAAAAAUAAAAAUAAAUAAUAAUCA